AUGACCAUGCUAGAUAUGUCUGACAACACCAGUUGCAGUGUAUCGCAAGAGAUCACUCCACAAGGGUUUCUCUCCGAUGGAGAAACAUUACCAGAAUCUGUAAGAUCUCUGUUGAACGACGACAUGUUUAAGGAUAUUAAACAGGUCCAUCAUGAUAAGAUAUCUGAUAACCGUGAUUGUAAAUACCAAAAAUGUCUCUCUUUAUUUAUAAGAGGUGAUAUUAAAGGAUGUUUAGAGAGUAUGGUAGAAAAUGGUUUGUUAUCUGAAGAAACUUUGAGUGAUGAUGUGGAAGUAUACGAUCUGUAUUUAACUGCAUGUAAUGAAAUAUUGAAUUUUCAGGACCUUGGAGUUACUCUAAAGAAUAUUGUCAGGGAUACUUACUCAGCUAAAGUCGAAUCUCUUAAAAUGGUAGAUCAUUAUGCUUCCGAUAUGGAGAAAGUAAUGGAAUUCUGGGAUAAAUAUUUUAAUAAUUGUAUCAAGACGAUACCUAUACGACGUGAUCCAGAAUUUUCAAUGUUUUUACAAACUGAAUUGAAACUGACAUUGUCAAAAAGUGCUGGCAGGAUAUAUAUGAAUGGAUCAAAUGGAGUUACAAUCCCUACUCUAUUGUAUUUCAAGAAAUUGGUUCAUUUAUAUAUAUUCAAAUUGGAGAUUGAAAAUAUGGGAAGUAAGCGGAAUGUUAAACUUUAUCAGAAACUAUGUUCUUCGAUUCCUCACCUUUCUGAGAUUUUAACCGACAAUAGUAUGAACGGCAAAGGGAAUUCAUACGAGUCAACUAUCUUAGCUCAGCUGGAACCCCCACUUGAAAAGAAGACCCCUACACCGCAAAUUGGUAAUCACCAAGUCAAGAAUUUCCAGAAUCAUGUAUAUUCCAAGGAAACGGAUGCUAAUAUCACAAAAGAAUCUCUAAGAUCAGUUGAUAAUGAUGAAUCCGAACCGUUCAAUGUUAAAACCAACAUACUUACCUACAUCAAGAGCAACCAAUAUAUCCAACAUAUCAUAAACAACCACAGAUUCAAUGCUAUUAUUAACCACAUCGCUAAUAUCAAAGAACACCCUCAGACUAUAAUCCUAGCCUCAAUAGCUUUAGCUGUCGUUCUUCGUUACGCUCAUCGCCGUAUUCGUUACGUACUUCGCAACUUCCCGGCGCUUUUAAACAAGCUGUUGCCCUACCUUACAGAGUUCCUAAGCUUACUUACAACUACUUGA
Maudiozyma barnettii is the source of this 1209-nucleotide messenger RNA. RefSeq names its product Pex15p (gene PEX15). Bases 1 to 1209 code for a protein of 402 amino acids. NCBI's taxonomy places the organism in Eukaryota, Fungi, Ascomycota, Saccharomycetes, Saccharomycetales, Saccharomycetaceae. The transcript has a single exon. The record is from RefSeq and is a predicted model, not a curated record.